Messenger RNA from Teleopsis dalmanni, 15649 nucleotides. It is a transcript of the gene RyR, whose product is annotated as ryanodine receptor. Gene Ontology annotation, biological process: calcium ion transmembrane transport; intracellular calcium ion homeostasis. The record is from RefSeq and is a predicted model, not a curated record. Gene Ontology annotation, cellular component: calcium channel complex; Z disc; sarcoplasmic reticulum membrane. The transcript is spliced from 32 exons. The coding region runs from base 236 to 15547 and encodes 5103 amino acids. Gene Ontology annotation, molecular function: protein binding; ryanodine-sensitive calcium-release channel activity. Lineage: Eukaryota; Metazoa; Arthropoda; Insecta; Diptera; Diopsidae.
AUAUCGACACGAAAAUUUUUUAUAGUUAAAUAUUUUUGACCCGACUUAACGGAAACUUGGUGCCAAGAAAAAUAAUACGACGUGAACUAACUCGCUGCGUUCUGGUCGCAGUCAGUUUUAGUUGUUUUUGAAAAUUUUUGUUUAAUUGCAUCGUCGAUGUUGAAAAUUCCAACAAACUUGAGAGCUUAAGUUUUUUCAUUUUAAUAUUUCCGGCUAAAGUGAGUUCUGCACGGAUAUGGCCGAAACGGAAGGAGGAUCGGAGCAGGACGAUGUUUCAUUCUUAAGAACGGAAGACAUGGUCUGUCUAUCGUGCACAGCGACAGGAGAGCGUGUUUGCCUUGCAGCUGAAGGAUUUGGUAACCGACAUUGUUUCCUUGAAAAUAUAGCAGACAAGAACGUGCCACCGGACUUAUCACAAUGCGUAUUCGUUAUUGAACAGGCUUUGUCAGUGCGGGCGUUGCAAGAAUUGGUAACGGCUGCAGGAUCAGAGACGGGUAAAGGCACUGGUUCUGGUCAUAGAACCUUGCUGUACGGCAAUGCCAUACUUCUACGUCAUCAUAACAGUGAUAUGUACUUGGCUUGCCUGUCUACAUCGUCAUCAAAUGACAAACUAUCCUUCGAUGUUGGCUUACAAGAGCAUAGUCAAGGCGAAGCAUGUUGGUGGACAGUUCACCCAGCAAGCAAACAACGCUCAGAGGGUGAGAAAGUACGUGUGGGUGAUGAUUUAAUUCUGGUAUCUGUUGCAACCGAACGUUAUUUGCACACAACCAAGGAGAACGAACAGUCGAUUGUGAAUGCCAGCUUCCAUGUAACACAUUGGUCAGUGCAACCCUACGGUACUGGCAUUUCACGCAUGAAAUAUGUUGGUUAUGUUUUUGGUGGGGACGUGUUACGUUUCUUUCACGGUGGUGAUGAGUGUUUAACAAUACCAAGCACAUGGGGACGAGAGGCUGGCCAAAAUAUUGUUGUGUAUGAAGGCGGAUCUGUAAUGUCACAGGCACGUUCCCUAUGGCGUCUGGAACUAGCCAGAACCAAAUGGACUGGAGGUUUCAUUAACUGGUAUCAUCCUAUGCGUAUUCGACAUAUUACAACAGGACGUUACUUGGGCGUUAACGAAAACAACGAAUUGAUUUUGGUUAAAAAGGAAGAAGCUUCAAUAGCAUCAACGACUUUCUGCUUACGGCAGGAAAAGGACGACGAGAAAAAAGUGCUGGAAGACAAAGACUUGGAAGUGAUUGGUUCACCUAUUAUUAAAUAUGGUGAUACCACUGUCAUAGUGCAGCACUGUGAAUCUUGUUUAUGGCUCAGUUAUAAAAGUUACGAAACUAAAAAGAAGGGCGUCGGAAAAGUUGAAGAGAAACAAGCUAUACUACAUGAAGAAGGUAAAAUGGAUGAUUGCUUAGAUUUCUCCCGCUCACAAGAAGAGGAGUCAAAAACUGCGCGUGUAAUACGCAAGUGCAGCAGUCUAUUUACGCAAUUUAUAAAUGCUUUAGAAACAUUGCAAGGUAAUCGUCGACAUUCAAUAUUUUUUCAGAAAGUGAAUCUUAACGAAAUGGUUAUGUGCCUGGAAGACUUAAUUAAUUAUUUUUCACAACCAGAAGAUGAUAUGGAACAUGAAGAAAAACAGAAUCGGUUUCGCGCUUUGCGCAACCGACAAGACCUCUUUCAAGAGGAGGGCGUUCUUAACUUAAUUCUAGAAGCAAUUGAUAAAAUUAAUGUUAUAACUUCACAGGGUUUCUUGGCCAGCUUUCUAGCUGGCGAUGAAACAGGUCAAAGUUGGGACUUAAUCUCUACGUAUUUGUAUCAACUUUUGGCCGCUAUUAUUAAAGGAAACCAUACAAAUUGCGCACAAUUCGCCAACAGUAAUCGUUUGAAUUGGUUGUUUUCACGCUUAGGUUCACAAGCUUCUAGUGAAGGUUCGGGAAUGUUGGAUGUUCUUCAUUGCGUGUUGAUCGAUUCUCCAGAAGCUUUAAAUAUGAUGCGCGACGAACACAUCAAAGUCAUAAUCUCACUGCUUGAAAAACAUGGUCGAGAUCCUAAAGUCUUAGAUGUGUUAUGCUCUCUUUGUGUAGGUAAUGGUGUUGCAGUACGUUCAUCCCAAAACAAUAUAUGUGAUUUUUUACUGCCCGGUAGGAAUUUGUUAUUGCAAACUCAAUUAGUAGAUCAUGUAGCCAGUAUACGUCCUAAUAUAUUCGUUGGCCGUGUAGAAGGUUCUGCUAUGUAUCAAAAAUGGUACUUUGAAGUUACAAUGGAUCAUAUUGAACAAACCACACAUAUGAUGCCACAUCUGCGUAUUGGUUGGGCAAAUACCUCUGGUUAUGUUCCGUAUCCUGGUGGUGGAAAAAAGUGGGGGGGUAAUGGAGUUGGAGAUGAUCUUUAUUCAUUUGGUUUCGAUGGUGCUUGUCUUUGGACAGGAGGACGUAGAACUUUAGUUGUGGAUAAUGUACCUGAAGAACCCUUUAUAAGAAAAGGAGACGUAAUUGGAGUAGCAAUUGAUUUAUCCAUACCUAUUAUUACAUUUACAUUUAAUGGCAUAAAAAUCCGCGGAUCUUUCAGAGAUUUCAACUUAGAUGGCAUGUUUUUUCCAGUUAUGAGCUGUUCAUCAAAAUUGAGUUGCCGCUUUCUCUUUGGAGGUGAUCAUGGACGUCUUAAAUUUGCUCCUCCACUUGGUUUUUCUCCAUUAGUGCAAUGCCUAAUGCCACAUCAAAUUCUUAGUUUAGAUCCGUGUUUUUAUUUUGGUAAUUUAAACAAAAAUGUAUUGGCUGGUCCAUGGUUGAUUGAGGAUGAUACAGCCUUUGUACCAAAUCCAGUUGACACAUCUGGGGUAUCUCUGCCGUCUUCAGUUGAUCAAAUAAAAGAAAAACUUGCCGAAAAUAUACAUGAAAUGUGGGCAUUAAACAAAAUUGAGGCAGGCUGGAGUUGGGGCGAACAUAGAGAUGACUAUCAUCGUAUACAUCCUUGUUUGACACAAUUCGAGAAACUACCACCAGCUGAGAAACGCUACGAUAACCAAUUAGCUGUACAAACACUAAAAACUAUUGUUUCUUUAGGCUAUUACAUCACCAUGGAUAAACCACCAGCUCGUAUACGUCCAGUUCGUUUACCAAAUGAAAUUUUUAUGCAAGCAAAUGGAUACAAGCCAGCACCCUUAGAUCUUAGUGCUGUAACUCUAACACCAAAACUUGAGGAACUUGUUGAUCAGCUAGCUGAAAAUACUCAUAAUCUUUGGGCCAGGGAACGCAUACAACAGGGCUGGACUUAUGGUCUCAAUGAGGACUCCGACAACCAUCGGAGUCCACAUUUGGUGCCAUACUCAAAGGUUGACGAAGCAAUUAAAAAGGCCAAUAGAGAUACAGCUUCCGAAACUGUACGUACCUUACUAGUAUACGGGUAUGUGCUAGAUCCUCCAACAGGAGAAGGCAAUGAGGCAUUACUUGCUGAAGCCUUGCGGUUAAAGUUUGCGGCUUUUCGUACUUAUCGUGUUGAGCGUAAUUAUGCUGUCACAUCCGGAAAGUGGUAUUUUGAGUUCGAAGUGCUAACAUCAGGACCAAUGAGAGUAGGCUGGGCUCGUGCCGACUGCCACCCUGGUGCAAUGUUAGGAAGCGAAGAUACCAGCUGGGCUUUUGAUGGUCACAAUGUCACAAAAAUGCAUGCGGGCUCAAUAGAACACUUUGGUGUUCGCUACGAGGCGGGCGAUGUAAUCGGUUGUUUCAUAGAUGCCAAGGAACAAACCAUCAGUUUCUCAUUGAACGGCGAACUGUUGAUGGAUGCCCUAGGCGGAGAAACUACAUUUGCUGAUGUCACAGCAGAAGGUGUGGGCUUUGUUCCGGCUUGUACACUUGGCGUUGGUCAGAAAGCUCGCCUCAUUUAUGGUCAAGAUGUAGAUUCACUCAAAUUCUUUACUACUUGUGGUCUACAAGAGGGUUACGAACCAUUUUGUGUUAAUAUGCGCCGGCCAGUCACGCAUUGGUACACAAAAGAUCAACCCAUUUUCGAGAACACAGAGGAUAUGCCAGAUUGUCGCAUCGAUGUAACACGUAUUCCUGGCGGUGCUGAUACACCACCGCAUUUGAAAAUUUCCCACAAUACCUUCGAAACGAUGGAGAAGGCUAAUUGGGAAUUUUUAAGGCUUUCUCUGCCAGUAACUUGCAUGAGUCAGUUUAUAAAUGAAGCCGAGAAAGCUCAUCGAUGGGAGCAAAUCAAAGCGAGGCAAUAUCAGCUUAUCCGCGAAGCUCAAGAAGUGGCUCAGCAACAGCAGCAAUCUACUGUACAAAUGGACCAUAUGUUGAAAAGCGGCUUCACAAUGAAUGACAUUAAAGGACUACAUCGCAAUUUUGAUGAUACCACUGAAGCAGAUGAGAAUAUAAUGCGUGGGCCUCUACGACCAGCUCGCAAAGGUUCAAUCUCUCGUAAUAUAACUUUUGAAAAUGAUUUGACCAUGCCUGAAGAAAUGCGACGCUCAACAUCAGCAAUCGAUAUGAAUGGUCUGGAAGACGGCAUGGAUGAUAAAAAGAAACGCGGCCGCAGUCCAUUCAAAUUCUUCUCCAAAAAGUCUCGUGAUCAAAGUAAAGACAAGAUGACGGGUCGCACUAAUGAAGUUUCAUUAGAACGUAGAAACACUGUGGCUCAUGGCCGUAAUGUAGUGAACGCUCAAAUGGCGACAAAAACACCCACACUGCGCUUGAACAAUACUGAAAUGCCUCAAACACCAGUCGCUGGUCCAAAAGCUCUAAGUGGGGGUACCUUAGGUCAGUCACCAGUAGAAGGUUCUGGCACUGAAAUAUUCGAUUCAGAAUGCUUAAAACUCAUUAACGAGUAUUUUUAUGGUAUUCGCAUAUUUCCUGGUCAAGAUCCCACUCAUGUCUAUGUUGGUUGGGUAACAACUCAAUACCACUUACAUAGCAAGGAGUUCAAUAAAUCGAAAGUACGUCGGGGUACGGUAAUUAUUGAAGAUGACUAUGAAAUUCCCAUUGAACGGAUUGACCGACAAAGCUGUUAUGUCGUACGUACUGAUGAACUUUUUAAUGAAGUUACACAAGAUGCCGCUGGCAAGGGAGCAUCCCAAGGCAUGUUCAUUGGCUGUUUUGUUGACACUGCAACUGGUAUAAUCCGAUUCACUUGUGAGGGUAAAGAAACUUCACACCGUUGGAUGAUGGAGCCAGAUACCAAGUUGUUUCCUGCUAUUUUUGUUGAAGCGACCAGCAAAGAAAUUUUACAAAUAGAAUUAGGCCGCACGCCAACUACUCUGCCACUUUCAGCUGCUGUACUUCCUACUAGUGACAAACAUAUCAACCCACAAUCGCCACCUCGUUUGAAGGUUCAAUGUUUACGCCCACACCAAUGGGCACGAGUACCUAACACUGCUCUUCAAGUGCACGCACUAAAAUUAUCAGACAUACGUGGCUGGUCAAUGCUUUGCGAAGAUCCUGUUUCAAUGCUUGCCUUACAUAUUCCAGAAGAAGAUCGCUGCAUUGAUAUAUUAGAGCUAAUUGAAAUGGAAAAAUUAUUAUCUUUCCAUUCUCAUACUCUUACUCUUUAUGCUGCUUUAUGCUAUCAAUCCAAUUAUAGAGCCGCUCAUGCUCUUUGCCAACAUGUAGACCAGAAACAAUUACUUUACGCUAUAAGAUCGGAAUAUAUGAGUGGGCCACUACGUCAAGGCUUUUACGACCUCUUGAUAGCCUUACACUUAGAAUCACAUGCUACAACUAUGGAAGCUUGCAAAAAUGAGUACAUAACUCCACUGGGACCAGAGCUGAAAGAACUUUAUGGCGACGAUGAAAUGUGUCACUCUUUGCGAUCACUUAUCACUGAAUCUGUAAGACCACAACUGUGUAUGACAGAAAUAACUGAGCCGAUUCCCAAUAUCGACCAACUCUACUCCCCCAAAUUCCCCUUAGAAGUAGUCAGGGAGUUCGUUAUGGAGGCAUUGAAGGAAGCUGUUGAAGUAAAUCAAGUUCAUAAUAGAGAUCCCAUUGGCUGGACGAACGAGAACUUAUUUUUACCGUUAAUAAAACUUACGGAUCGCUUGCUACUAGUUGGUGUCCUUACUGAUCAAGAUGUACAAAAAUUACUCGUAAUGGUGGAUCCAGAAACUUGGGAUCUAACAUUUCAAAAAGAUGGAAAAGACGAACAUCGAAAAGGCUUGCUAACUAUGAAAAUGGCUGAAGGUGCAAAGCUUCAAAUGUGUUACUUGUUACAUCAUUUAUACGAUAUACAACUACGUCAUAGAGUUGAAAGUAUAAUAGCUUUUUCACAUGACUUUGUUGGUGAUUUACAAACAGAUCAACUUCGUCGUUACAUUGAAAUCAAGCAAUCUGAUCUUCCAAGUGCUGUGGCGGCUAAAAAGACAAAAGAGUUUCGCUGCCCCCCAAGAGAGCAAAUGAACCAAAUACUUUGUUUCAAAAAUCUUGAACCAGACGAUCAAGAAAAUUGUACAUGCGGCAUUGAUUUACGAGGCCGGUUGUAUGAUUUUCAUGACAGCCUUAUGAAAAAGGUAUCAUUGAAUGCUUUGCAGGAGCCUGAUGAGCCAGAAGGCAAUGCAAUUGAGGAAGUCAAAGCGGGACCAAUAACUAAAAUUUAUAACUUUAUUAAUGCAGUCAAAGAACUCGAAGAGGGACCUAAGGAAAUUGAAGAACCUGAAAAGAAAACGCCAGAGGAAGUAUUCCGCAAAGUGCUUAUCAAAACGAUUGUCAGUUGGGCUGAAGAGUCACAGAUUGAGAACCCAAAACUGGUGCGUGAAAUGUUUAGUCUUCUUGUACGCCAAUAUGACACCGUAGGUGAAUUGGUUCGAGCAUUGGAAAAGACAUACGUAAUCAAUAAUAAAGCACGUGAUGAUGUGGCGGAAAUGUGGGUUGGUUUAAGCCAAAUCCGAGCUUUGCUUCCUGUGCAAAUGAGCCAAGAAGAAGAAGAGCUCAUGCGAAAAAGGCUUUGGAAAUUAGUGAACAACGCUACUUUCUUCCAGCAUCCAGAUUUGAUACGAAUAUUACGAGUUCAUGAGAACGUAAUGGCAGUUAUGAUGAACACCUUAGGAAGGCGAGCACAAGCACAAAGUGACGCACCAACGCAGCCUGAAGGUAUUGAAGGAACACCACCCAAAGAGAAGGAUACAUCUCAUGAAAUGGUUGUUGCUUGUUGUCGUUUCCUUUGCUAUUUUUGCAGAACUGGCCGCCAAAAUCAAAAGGCAAUGUUUGAUCACUUCGAUUUCUUGCUAGACAAUGCUAACAUAUUAUUAGCAAGACCAAGCUUACGCGGUUCUACUCCAUUAGACGUGGCAUAUUCAAGCUUAAUGGAGAACACAGAACUAGCUCUGGCACUUAGAGAACAUUAUCUGGAAAAGAUUGCAGUAUACUUGUCACGUUGUGGCUUACAAAGUAAUUCAGAACUGGUAGAGAAAGGAUAUCCUGAUUUAGGGUGGGAUCCUGUAGAAGGCGAACGUUAUUUAGAUUUCUUACGCUACUGCGUAUGGGUUAAUGGCGAGAGUGUAGAAGAAAACGCUAACCUUGUCAUUCGUCUUCUUAUCCGUCGUCCAGAAUGUUUAGGGCCGGCUCUAAGAGGAGAAGGAGAAGGUCUGUUUCGAGCAAUAGUCGAAGCUAAUCGUAUGUCCGAACGCAUUUCAGAUCGAUGCAAAAUGCAAGACGAAGCAGAAGGAACAAUCGCAGGUCUUAACUUUACACAUCCUUUGCCAGAAAGUGAUGAAGAUGAGGAUUAUAUUGACACUGGUGCUGCUAUUUUGAACUUCUAUUGCACGCUCGUUGAUUUGUUAGGUAGAUGUGCGCCAGAUAUAUCUGUUAUUGAACAAGGCAAAAACGAAUCCCUAAGAGCUAGAGCUAUUUUGAGAUCUCUUGUGCCACUAGAAGACUUACAAGGUGUUUUAAGCCUAAAAUUCACAUUAACGCAAACCGCACCAGGCGAAGAAAAACCAAAAUCAGAUAUGCCAUCAGGGCUACUGCCAAAUAACAAACAAAGUAUUGUACUCUUUUUGGAAAGGGUAUAUGGUAUUGAAACACAAGAUCUCUUCUACCGUUUAUUAGAAGAUGCAUUUUUACCUGAUUUACGCACAGCUACUAUACUCGAUAAGAGCGACGGCUCUGAAAGUGAUAUGGCCCUUUCGAUGAACCGAUAUAUUGGCAAUUCAAUUCUGCCACUACUCAUAAAGCACUCAAAGUUUUAUAAUGAGGCAGAAAAUUAUGCCAGCUUAUUGGAUGCUACAUUGCACACGGUCUAUAGAUUAUCUAAGAACCGUAUGCUCACAAAGGGCCAAAGAGAAGCAGUGUCAGACUUUCUAGUAGCACUAACGUCCCAAAUGCAACCUGCCAUGUUGUUAAAACUUUUGCGCAAGUUGACAGUGGAUGUUUCUAAGCUAUCCGAAUAUACAACAGUGGCUUUAAGGCUUUUAACACUUCAUUUUGAUCGCUGUGCUAAGUAUUAUGGUUCAACACAAGGUCAGGGUUCUUAUGGCGCAUCGUCAGACGAGGAAAAGCGUCUAACUAUGCUUUUAUUCUCCAAUAUUUUUGAUUCACUUAGUAACAUGGAUUACGAUCCUGAAUUAUUUGGAAAGGCACUACCGUGCCUAAUUGCAAUUGGGUGUGCUUUGCCACCUGAUUACAGCUUAUCUAAGAACACUGACGAAGAUUACUAUGGACGGCAAUCAGGUGCCCCAGACCAACCACAAUACGAUCCAAAUCCAAUUGAUACGAUAAAUGUUCAUCUCGACAACGACUUAAACUCACUAGUUCAAAAGUUCAGUGAGCACUACCAUGAUGCAUGGGCCAGCCGUCGAUUGGAAAGCAGUUGGACCUAUGGCGAAAUUCGGUCCGAUAACGAUCGCAAACACCCCAGACUGAAACCAUACAAUAUGCUUAGUGAAUACGAACGAGAGCGUUACAGGGACCCGGUGCGUGAAUGCUUGAAAGCACUUUUAGCAAUCGGUUGGACAAUAGAACAUUCCGAAAUCGACGUACCGCUUAAUCACCGUGGAUCCACAAGAAGACAAUCUAAGCCUCAAAUUAAUGAAGGCAGUCCUUUUAAUUACAAUCCUCAUCCAGUGGAUAUGACUAAUCUAACGCUCAGCAGAGAAAUGCAAAAUAUGGCAGAACGGUUAGCAGAAAAUUCUCACGACAUAUGGGCUAAAAAGAAAAAGGAGGAGUUGAACACCUGUGGUGGUGUUAUACAUCCUCAACUUGUACCAUAUGAUUUACUUACUGAUAAAGAGAAAAGAAAGGACCGCGAACGUUCGCAGGAAUUCCUCAAGUACAUGCAAUACCAGGGCUAUAAAUUACACAAGCCAUCCAGAGGUGGGAUAAUGGAGGAAGGUGGAGCCACUCAACCAGCAGUAGAGUUAAGAUUCUCGUACUCCUUACUUGAAAAACUCAUACAAUAUUUAGAUCGCGCCACCAUUAACAUGAAGCUCUUAAAACCGUCCACUACAUUCAGUCGACGUACAUCCUUUAAGACAGCUUCCCGUGAUAUAAAAUUCUUUUCAAAAGUUGUUCUGCCUUUAAUGGAAAAAUAUUUUUCAACUCAUCGAAACUAUUUUAUUGCUGUUGCUACUGCUACUAAUAAUAUAGGAGCCGCAUCGCUAAAAGAAAAAGAAAUGGUUGCUUCAAUCUUUUGUAAGCUAGCAUCAUUGCUUCGGAAUAGACUAAGUGCUUUUGGACCGGAUGUGCGCAUAACAGUGCGCUGUUUACAAGUGCUAGUCAAAGGUAUUGAUGCAAAAACAGUAGUCAAAAACUGUCCGGAAUUCAUACGCACGUCAAUGCUAACAUUUUUCAAUCAAACUGCCGACGAUUUAGGCAAUACAAUAUUGAAUUUGCAAGAUGGAAAGUACAGUCAUUUACGUGGCACACAUCUGAAAACAUCUACUUCUCUAACAUAUGUAAACCAAGUUGUGUUGCCAGUAUUAACUGCAAUGUUUGAUCACUUGGCUGCCUGUGAUUAUGGUAGCGAUCUUUUAUUGGAUGAAAUACAGGUAGCUUCAUACAAAAUUUUGGCAGCACUUUAUCAUCUCGGAACUGAUGGUACUCUUACUCAUGAACGAAAAUACUUAAAAACGGAAAUUGAAAGACAUCGUCCUGCUUUGGGUUCGUGUUUAGGAGCUUAUAGUUCUUGUUUUCCAGUCGCAUUUCUAGAGCCUCAUCUUAACAAGCAUAAUCAGUUCUCACUGCUCAACCGCAUUGCAGACCACUCACUGGAAGCACAAGAUAUAAUGGUAAAAAUGGAAAGCUGCAUGCCUAAUUUAGAAACCAUACUUAGUGAAGUUGACCAAUUUGUCGAAUCGGACAAAAAAUACAAUGACUCACCGCAUAUAAUUGAUGUUAUAUUACCAUUACUUUGCUCAUAUUUGCCAUUUUGGUGGGCACAAGGACCAGACAAUGUAAGCCCUACUAGUGGAAACCAUGUUACUAUGGUUACCGCUGAUCACAUGAAUUCGCUACUCCGCAAUGUUUUAAAGAUGAUUAAAAAAAACAUUGGCAAUGAUAACGCUCCAUGGAUGACUAGAAUUGCUGCAUAUACUCAACAAAUUAUUAUCAAUACCUCAGAAGAGUUAUUAAAGGAUCCAUUUUUACCUUUAGCUGAGCGCGUAAAGAAACGAACAGAAAAUAUGUUCCACAAAGAAGAGAGUAUGCGAGGAUUUAUUAAGUCAGCUACAGAUGAUACAUCUCAAGUGGAAACACAAUUGCAAGAAGAUUGGCAACUUUUGGUGCGUGAUAUAUACUCAUUUUAUCCGUUGCUAAUUAAAUAUGUAGACUUACAACGCAAUCACUGGUUGAAGGAUAAUAUUCCUGAAGCCGAAGAGUUAUAUAACCAUGUAGCUGAAAUCUUCAAUAUUUGGUCAAAGAGUCAAUACUUUUUAAAAGAAGAGCAGAAUUUUAUAUCUGCCAAUGAAAUUGACAAUAUGGCCUUAAUUAUGCCUACCGCAACUCGUCGGUCAGCAAUCACUGAAGGUGCACCUGUGACUGGGGGCAAAGUUAAAAAGAAGAAGAAAAACCGAGACAAAAAACGCGAUAAAGACAAAGAAGUGCAAGCAAGUCUUAUGGUGGCAUGUCUGAAACGUUUACUGCCAGUUGGACUGAAUUUGUUUGCAGGUCGCGAACAAGAACUGGUACAGCAUUGUAAGGAUCGAUACCUGAAAAAAAUGCCAGAAUAUGACGUCAUCGAAUUUGCUAGAAAUCAAUUAACUUUACCCGACAAACUUGAUCCAUCAGAUGAAAUGUCCUGGCAGCAUUAUCUUUAUUCCAAGCUGGGAAAAACAGAAGAACCGGUCGAAGAACAAGCAGUGGAAAAGUCAUCAAACCAAAACGAAAAAAAAGACAAAACAGAGGAAACAGUGGACCGUAUCGUAGCAAUGGCAAAAGUACUUUUUGGUCUUCACAUGGCGUAUCGAUCUAAGCAAAAUUCUAAACGUUGGAGUUCAAAAAUUACAUUGGCCCGACGCCGUGUGGUGCUAUCAAGCUUGCGUGCCAAACAUCUUUAUCGAGUGAGCAGACACCGAGCUUGCAAUAUUUUUGCUCGCACAUAUUACGAACAGUGGUUGCAAGAAGAAAACGUUGGACAGGAAGUAAUGAUUGAAGAUCUUACUCAAACAUUCGAGGAAUCUGAAAAGUCCAAGAAGGAGGAAGAAGAAACUGAUGGCAAACCAGAUCCACUAACGCAGUUAGUAACAACUUUCUGCCGCGGUGCUAUGACUGAACGAAGUGGUGCUCUUCAAGAAGAUCUUCUUUAUAUGUCUUAUGCCCAAAUUGCUGCUAAGUCUUGCGGUGAGGAAGAAGAAGAAGGUGGUGAUGAAGAAGGCGGUGGAGAAGGUGGAGAAGAAGGCGAAGGAACAAGCAUACAUGAACAAGAAAUGGAGAAGCAAAAGCUUCUCUUCCAUCAAGCUCGUUUAUCCAAUAGAGGUGUAGCAGAAAUGGUCUUGUUGCACAUAUCAGCUUCUAAAGGAAUUCCAUCAGAAAUGGUAAUGACAACUCUUAACCUUGGCAUUGCGAUCUUACGAGGAGGUAACAUUGAUAUCCAAUUGGGAAUGUUAAACCAUCUAAAAGAGAAAAAAGAUGUUGGUUUUUUUACUUCAAUCGCUGGAUUAAUGAAUUCUUGCAGUGUAUUAGAUUUAGAUGCGUUUGAACGGAACACCAAAGCAGAAGGUCUUGGUGUUGGAUCGGAAGGCGCAGCUGGCGAAAAGAACAUGCAUGAUGCUGAAUUUACAUGUGCUCUGUUUCGUUUCAUACAACUAACGUGUGAAGGUCAUAAUCUAGAUUGGCAGAAUUACUUGCGCACGCAGGCGGGAAAUACAACAACCGUCAACGUUGUGAUCUGUACUGUUGACUAUCUGCUGCGUUUGCAAGAAUCCAUAAUGGAUUUUUACUGGCAUUACUCUAGUAAAGAAAUUAUUGAUCCUGCAGGGAAAGCCAAUUUUUUCAAAGCAAUUGGAGUGGCCAGCCAAGUUUUCAACACACUCACUGAAGUUAUUCAAGGUCCUUGCACUCUUAAUCAACAAGCUUUGGCCCACUCUAGGUUGUGGGAUGCAGUAGGCGGUUUUCUUUUCCUUUUCUCUCAUAUGCAAGAAAAACUUUCAAAGCACUCGAGUCAAGUCGAUUUACUGAAGGAACUAUUAAAUUUACAAAAGGAUAUGAUCACUAUGAUGCUUUCAAUGCUGGAAGGAAAUGUUGUGAAUGGAACUAUUGGCAAACAAAUGGUAGACACACUUGUUGAAUCAGCUGGAAACGUGGAACUGAUCUUGAAAUAUUUCGAUAUGUUCUUGAAAUUAAAAGACUUAAUUGAAUCGCCAAGUUUCCAAGAAAUUGACAUAAAGAAUGAAGGUUGGGUCACACCAAAAGAUUUUAGAGAUAAGAUGGAACAGUCUAAAAAUUAUACACUGGAAGAAAUGGAUUUUCUUUUGGCAUGUUGCGAACGGAAUCACGAGGGUAAAAUUGAUUAUGGUGCCUUCGUCGACCGUUUCCAUGAACCAUCAAAGGAAAUCGGUUUCAACUUGGCUGUACUAUUGACAAACCUUAGUGAACAUAUGCCGAAUGAACCACGUCUGGCGCGUUUCUUAGAAACCGCCGGUUCUGUAUUAAACUACUUUGAACCGUUCCUUGGUCGCAUUGAAAUUUUGGGUAGUUCAAAACGUAUUGAACGGGUUUAUUUCGAAAUUAAAGAUUCUAAUAUCGAACAAUGGGAAAAACCGCAAAUUAAGGAAUCAAAACGAGCGUUCUUUUACUCAAUUGUCACUGAAGGCGGUGAUAAAGAAAAGCUAGAAGCAUUUGUAAAUUUCUGUGAAGAUGCAAUAUUUGAAAUGACUCACGCUUCAGGUCUUAUGGCAACUGAUGACAGUAGCGGUAACGUCAAACGUGACACGGCAUAUAGCUCCUAUAUGAGUGAGGAAGAAGAGGAACGUGCAGCUCGUGACCCCAUACGACGUACCAUACAAGCAGUAAAAGAUGGUCUCAAAUUCGGUGUACAUAUGUUAAGUCCAGCUAACAUCAAACAUCAAAUCACAGUUAUGCAAACGAAAUCAGUUCCAGAGUUAAUUAUAGGCUUCUUUAAGAUAAUUUUAUAUAUGUUCUAUUACACAGGGUAUGGAAACUUCUGCGUAGUUAGAUACAUUUUCGGUAUACUUAUGAAUUUGAUGCGUGGUCCAGCUCCAGAAGAAAUUGAAGCACCCAUGGUGGUGGAAGAAACAUUUGGAAAAGCAUUACCCCCAUUACCUAUAGAAGAACCUCCUGGUACGCUGCAAGCAUUCGGUUUAGAUAUAAGUAAGGAAGAAAAUGGACAGUACAAAAUGGCGCCUCAUGAAGCACCAAGUGGAAGUCCUACGUCUUCAAUUGAAGAAACAGGCGAAUCAAGUCCUGAAGACGGCACACUUUUAGGUGAGCCUCUUGUUGAAGGAGAGCAGCACCUAGAGCCAGUAUCAAUUGUUGAUUUACUUGGUGGAGAAGCAGCAAAGAAAGCAGCACUCGAACGCCAAGAAGCACAGAAAGCACAAGAAGCAGCCAUGGCUUCUAUAGAAGCAGAAGCUAAAAAGACAUCAGCAUCCGCGCAAGAAACUCCCGCUGUUCAUCAGAUAGACUUCUCUCAAUACACUCACAGAGCAGUUAGUUUCUUGGCGCGCAAUUUUUACAAUCUAAAAUACGUGGCACUCGUCUUAGCCUUCAGCAUAAAUUUUAUGUUGCUCUUUUAUAAAGUAACAUCUCUAGGAGAAGAACAAGAAGCGUCUGGUGACGACGAAUUGAUUUUGGGAUCAGGUUCCGGAGCAGGAUUGACAGGAUCUGGCUUCGGAUCUGGAGAAGGUUCCGGUGAAGGUGACGGUGGCGACGACGAUAUACCAGAGUUAGUGCAUGUUGAUGAAGAUUUUUUCUACAUGGAACAUGUUAUACGCAUUGCUGCCAUGUUGCACAGUCUAGUGUCUUUAGCAAUGCUCAUAGCUUACUAUCAUCUCAAAGUGCCACUUGCCAUUUUCAAGAGAGAGAAAGAAAUUGCUCGCCGCUUAGAGUUUGACGGAUUAUUUAUAGCUGAACAACCCGAAGAUGACGACUUCAAAUCGCAUUGGGAUAAAUUAGUUAUAUCGGCAAAAUCAUUUCCAGUUAAUUACUGGGACAAAUUUGUCAAAAAGAAAGUGCGACAAAAGUACAGCGAGACCUAUGAUUUUGAUUCUAUAUCUAAUCUUCUCGGCAUGGAAAAAAGCGCAUUUAUGGCACAAGAAAGCGAAGAGGGAGGUUUAGUUAAGUAUAUUAUGAACAUUGACUGGCGCUAUCAAGUGUGGAAAGCAGGUGUUACAUUUACAGAUAAUGCGUUCCUUUACUCACUAUGGUACUUCGUGUUUUCAGUAAUGGGCAAUUUCAACAACUUUUUCUUCGCAGCUCACUUGCUCGACGUGGCUGUUGGUUUCAAGACAUUGCGUACCAUUUUACAAUCAGUAACGCACAAUGGCAAACAGCUUGUCUUAACUGUAAUGCUUUUAACUAUUAUUGUGUAUAUUUACACUGUGAUUGCCUUUAACUUCUUCCGUAAGUUUUACAUUCAAGAAGAGGACGAAGAAGUCGACAAAAAAUGUCAUGAUAUGUUGACAUGCUUCGUAUUCCAUUUAUAUAAGGGCGUGCGAGCAGGUGGAGGUAUUGGUGAUGAAAUUGGAGAUCCUGAUGGCGACGAUUAUGAGGUCUAUCGCAUUCUUUUCGACAUAACUUUCUUCUUCUUUGUUAUUGUUAUAUUACUGGCCAUUAUUCAAGGUUUAAUCAUUGAUGCCUUUGGUGAGUUGCGUGAUCAGCUGGAGUCUGUGAAAGAAAAUAUGGAAUCAAAUUGCUUUAUAUGUGGCAUGGGAAAAGAUUUCUUCGAUAUAGUGCCGCACGGUUUCGAUACGCACGUGCAAAAGGAACAUAACUUGGCAAACUACAUGUUCUUCCUGAUGCACUUGAUUAAUAAACCUGAUACUGAAUAUACAGGACAAGAAACCUAUGUUUGGAACAUGUAUCAACAGCGAAGUUGGGACUUCUUUCCAGUAGGCGAUUGCUUCCGUAAACAGUACGAGGAUGAAUUAUCUGGUGGUGGAGGUAGCGGAUAAUCUUUGCAAAACGAGGCUGAAACAUCUUUAAAUUGUUUAUAUGUAGUACAUAUAUACUCGUAAUAAUUUUAAAAUGCAAUAUUUUUAAUACUAUUUUGCAAU